Molecule: messenger RNA, 1052 nt
Organism: Camelina sativa (false flax)
Lineage: Eukaryota; Viridiplantae; Streptophyta; Magnoliopsida; Brassicales; Brassicaceae
Source: RefSeq, a predicted model, not a curated record
AUGUUUUCUUCUUCUGUUGACAUCUCUGAUAGUUAUGUGCUUUGCGUUCUCUUUAAGAAAAAUGGGCUUGGACCAAGACAUGGUUCUCAAUAUGGAGCUCCAUAUAAGGACGAGGAUUGGAGUGGUGAUGAAGAAGAAGAUACUCAACACCUUGUAGCUAUUCCUUCUGCAGUAAACGCUGGUCCUGGUCCUGGUCCUAGCAAAGAAACCAGUCUAGUUGCUACGACCUCACAAUCGCACGCUGUUAAAGAUUGUUUAACAGCAGGAGUGAUAUCAGAAUCUUGCGUCUCUGAUGUACCGCCACUAACUGCCACAGUGCUUCCACCUCUAACAAGUGAUGUCGUAGGCUACGCUCCCAUGUCUUCUUCACCUCUUCUUGAGGUUCCCCACGUACCCCACGAUGAUGACGAUGAGUUAAAUUCGAUGCUAGAUCUCUUUUCUGUUGUGAAUGACGAGUGUUUACCUUUCGACGAUUUCGACUACCCGAAUGGGGUAAGAGAUGAGCCUGAUGUUUAUGUAAACGAGGAGGAAGCUCCAGUAGUCUUAGGAGAUGGCAAUUUCAGUGGAAUGUUUGACCUGAGCGACGAGCAGGUCAUGGAGAUGGAGGAUCUGAUACAGCCGCCCACUCCUCCUUCUCCGGACGCUCAAGCCAGUAAUCCCGAUGAAUCAAGAAGCUAACAACGGUCAGAGUUAGGAGCGACCGUUUAGUAUUAUCUUUGUUGCUCUAGUAUGGAAAGAGAGUCCAAACAUAAACAUAUGAAGCAGCUUUUAAUAACCAGAGUGAAGAAUGUUUUCUUCUUCUGUUGACAUCUCUGUCUGCACGAAAAGAAGAGACAAAACAAAAGAAUGAGAGUAACAUGGAAACCGUGAGAGAUGUGUGGAGCCAGCUUUUCUAUGUUAUGUUUCUGCAAAACUAUGUUGUUGUCUGUGUAGUCUUAAAAUUUCAUCAUCAUCUAAUUGUGGGAAAAACCUUUUUGCUUUUUAACUUGUGUAAUAUUCCAUGGAUUCUGAUAGUUUCAACUUUCAAUUAUAAUCAGAAUAAAUCUUAUGUC